AUGCAAAGGUGGGGGUUGUGGGCCGCGGCCUCACUGACCCUCCUUUCUGCACAGGCUUUUCCACAGACGGACAUCAAUAUCAGCCCAGCCAUGCCCGAGCUGCCCCCGGCUUCUCUGUGCCCACUGUUCUGGAUGGAGUUCCAAGGCCACUGCUACCGAUUUUUCCCUCUCAAUAAGACUUGGGCCGAGGCUGACUUCUACUGUUCUGAGUUCUCCAUUGGCAGGAAGUCUGCGAAACUGGCCUCCAUCCACAGCUGGGAAGAGAAUGUCUUUGUGUAUGACCUUGUGAACAGCUGUGUGCCUGGGAUCCCAGCCGACAUCUGGACGGGGCUUCACGAUCACAGACAGGAAGGGCAGUUUGAAUGGACCGACGGCUCCUCCUAUGACUACAGCUACUGGGACGGAAGCCAGCCGGACGACGGUGUCCACAAGGACCCAGAAGAGGACUGCGUGCAGAUAUGGUACCGGCCCACCAGCGCUCUGAGGUCAUGGAAUGAUAACACAUGCAGCCGCAAGUUCCCCUUCGUCUGCAAGAUCGCGUCUCUGACCAUUCACUGA
Molecule: messenger RNA, 558 nt
Organism: Puma concolor (puma)
Lineage: Eukaryota; Metazoa; Chordata; Mammalia; Carnivora; Felidae
Gene: SYT17
Product: synaptotagmin 17
Biological process (GO): calcium-ion regulated exocytosis
Cellular component (GO): exocytic vesicle; plasma membrane
Molecular function (GO): phosphatidylserine binding; calcium ion binding; calcium-dependent phospholipid binding
Source: RefSeq, a predicted model, not a curated record